UCAGAACAGAACAUUCUAUUAUACAUGUUUCUGAAGGUAUUCUCUAUAUUGACCUUUGCGUCACUAGUGGAACUGAAAGUUAUUCCCGAUGUAGAGGAUUCGGUAAUUUGUCCCGGUUACAAGUUUUUCGACAUGGAUUUGUCAAAUGUGGAGUUCGAUUACGACGACGAUGGAUAUAUAACUGUCAACGGGAAUUUCACUUACCUCAAGGACAUUAUCGCCCCGUACCCGCUGUAUGUACGCUCGGAGCACAUGGAACGCGGCGAAUGGAGAACGGGGAUUGUGAACCGAAACAUACCGGACUUUUGCGCAGUCAUACAGAAACCGACGGAAGUCUGGUACCCGAUUACGAAGCAGUUAAGCCAGAAAUACUGCCCGUACAAGGCGGGGUAUGUGGCACGAAUCGACAAUGUUCGUUACAAAUUUCCUGUGAUCAUACCGCGUCACUUUCUUGGAGAAUGGAAAAUGUACAUAGAGCAGCGUGAUGCCACUAGGAACACAAAUACUUCUUCUUGUGUGAUGCAGCACGUCAGUGUUAUUGAUAUAUAA
Armigeres subalbatus is the source of this 549-nucleotide messenger RNA. RefSeq lists its product as uncharacterized. Bases 25 to 549 code for a protein of 174 amino acids. The transcript is spliced from 2 exons. NCBI's taxonomy places the organism in Eukaryota, Metazoa, Arthropoda, Insecta, Diptera, Culicidae. The record is from RefSeq and is a predicted model, not a curated record.